Porites lobata is the source of this 888-nucleotide messenger RNA. The record is from the annotation of a GenBank genome assembly. Lineage: Eukaryota; Metazoa; Cnidaria; Anthozoa; Scleractinia; Poritidae.
AUGGCUGUCAUGCUGCUCAAUAAAUUUGAAUCUGACGAAUCGUUUCUAAAAAAAUUCGUUGAAUAGUUUCUACCACCGGCUCGAGAUUGGUCUGAAAGCCUUCCACAGGGUCUGCCAGGCGACUUGUAUAGCGGGCAAAGUGCGGCUGCGACAGUGACUAGUCGCUUUAAACGUGCUACAUUAGAAGAUAUCAGAGAAGUGGUAAGUAGUAUGACACCCUAUUUGGUAGAUGAAAAGAGGGAAAAGGUGGAGCCAAAAUUGCUGGAAGAAAAGAAAGAAACGGUAGGUGUUACUGUAGAUUCAAUUUUCAAUGUUCAAGAAGCCUCAGAUGUUCUUCAUGGAUGCUUCGAUGAAAAGGACCUCUCCAAAGAAAGGAGUCAGGAAUUACUGAAGAGCGUAGAGCCCUUCAUUUACAGGGGAAAGCCUUCGAUUGAGAAGGCAACAGAACUGUUUCAAACAAAAGUAUCUAUGUUUUCCAGUCACAAAAAGCUACUGUUCAUCUUGUCAGACGCAGAGCCUACAGAUGGACAAACUACUGACCAUGCAAGAAUAGCUCGUAUGGUCUCAAAAUUGACCACAGCUGGUGUGACUGUAGUGAGCUGUUCUAUCACUGACUCCGCAAGUAUUAACCCUAGACGACUAUUCAGCAAGGCGGAGCCUGCCUGGGAUCGGGGCGCAAAGUUCCUGUUCUCAUUGACCUCGAAAUUGUCAAUGCAAUCGCUACCACGCACAAUUUUUGUUAAACGUGAUGGGACCAUCGAUGACACCAGCAAUGAAACCCACUUGUUCUCGCAGGUCAAUCAUCCAAACAACUGCAAAGCGCUUGCAAGUUGGCUCAAGAUGUCUUUUUAUGUAAAGAUACGUUAUCGGAUGUGCUUGCAUCUGUAG